GCAGAAUGUGCGUCCAGCGGUCUUGCGCUUGCCCGUUGCUCCUCCUCGUUGCCUUUCCGCCUGACAUUUGCAUGUGCUGGAGCCCGCCGCGUCCGUGGUGCCGGCUUGUUCCUCCAUCGGCCCAUACCCCCGCCAUCGCCCGCUCGUCCCCGCUGAUCCGCCCGACUGUCAAUCGUCUUGCCGAUUCCCCAUCGUCCACUCGGCCUGAUGCUUUUCAAACCUGUCCAUCCGGCCACCACCCGGCUUGUCCUCGCCCUCCGUCCAGGAUCACGCACCUCGGCUCUCGCGGCUCGCCCAGCAUCGCUCGUCCAGCGAUCCCUUGCCUCUCGGACCUCCACCAUGGCUUCCUCGCAGCUGCCCACCGAUGUCGUCCCCGCGAUGGACUCGAGUCGCCCUCUCUAUCGCCACCAGCCGUCGAUGCCCUCGCUGCCGGUUCCUCCGCUCAGAGACACUCUCAAGAAAUAUCUGGCAAGCGUCCAGCCCCUGACCACUCCUGCUCAGCUGCGCCAGACGACCGAGCACGCCGCCCAGCUGGAGUCUGGGGCAGGUCCGCUCCUGCAAGAGCGACUGGAGAAGCGAGCGAAGCAAGCCACAACCUCAUGGCUCUAUGACUGGUGGAACGACCUGGCCUACAUGUCCUAUCGUGAUCCUGUCGUCUUCUACGUGUCCUACUUUUACGUCUUCAAGGACCCAAAGCCCAUCGCCGGCGCCCUCGAUCCGGCCCAGCGAGCCGCCACCCUCAUCACUGCAGCACUCGAGUUCAAGCGGCUCGUCGUGUCAGCUGUCCCCGACAAGGGCAAGGACGGCCCGCUGUCGUCCGACCAGUACGGCUACAUGUUCAAUACUUGCCGCAUCCCCCAGAUUCCCGCCGACAAAACUGCCGUCUACGAUCCUGCUCGUCACCACCACAUCGUCGUCAUCAGGAAGAACAAGUUUUUCCUCCUCGAUACCGUUCACGCCGAUGGCCACCAGCUGUCGACGCACGAGUUGCAAAAGCAACUGAGCAAGAUCGUGGAUCUGGCCGGAUCGGGCAAAGACGAGCCGCUGGGUCUCUUCACGACCCAGCACCGAGAUACCUGGUCAAAGAUCCGCGACGAGCUCCUCAAGUCCCCCUCCAACAGAGCUGCUCUGGAGAAGAUUGAAUCAGCGUCGCUGGUGGUCUGCCUCGAUGACACUUCGCCCAUCACGCGUGCCGAGGCUAGCCGUGCUUGCUGGCACGGCGAUGGCCAGAACCGAUUCUUCGACAAGCCCUUGCAGCUGAUUGUCUUUGAGAACGGCAAGGCUGGAUUUGCUGGCGAGCACUCCAUGAUGGACGGCACGCCGACUAACAGAAUGUGCGACUGGAUCCUCGAAAGGCUCAGCCGAAACGAGAUUGCCCACGGCUCUGAGUCUUCCACUGAUUCGUUGCGUGUCCCUGAGCAGCUGGCCUUUGAUUUCCAAUCGAUUCGACCCCAGUUUGCAGAGGCCCAGCGUCACUUUGACUCUCAUCGCGACAAGCACGACCUCCAUGUGCUCUACUACCCCGGCUACGGAAAGAACUUUAUCAAGAGCGCCAAGUUCUCGCCCGACGCUUACGUGCAGAUGGCCAUCCAGCUCGCCUACUACAAAAUGCAUGGCCAGUCCUGCGCCACAUACGAAUCCGCCCAGACCCGCAAGUUCAAGUAUGGCCGAACAGAGACCUGCCGAACAUGCUCCACGCUCACGGUGGACUUUGUCAAGAAAAUGUGUGCAGCGGAUGUGCCAGCAUCGGUGGUGCUUGGUAGCUUGCGAGCCGCAGUCGAUGGCCAUGUCAAGUACAUGGUUGAUGCCGUCGAAGCCAAGGGUGUGGAUCGCCAUUUGAUGGGUCUCAAGCUGUGUCUCGAGCCCGGCGAGCCUGUCCCUUCGUUCUUUGACGAUCCAGUGUACCAGCAAACUCGCCACUGGAAGCUUUCGACGUCACAGAUCACAUCCGAGUACUAUGACGGAUACGGCUGGGGCGAGGUCGUCCCAGACGGUUACGGCAUCGCCUACAUGAUCAAGGACAACAGUUUGCACUUCAACAUUGCCUGUUUGAACGAAAUGCGAGCCGAUCGCAUGAAGCACUAUCUUGAGGAGGCCCUCGACGAGAUGCGCGUGCUCACGGCACCAGCCCCUGUCAUCAAGGCUCGACUCUGAGGGCAGUGGAGGGAAUUAUCGUGUCUUGGGAAGGCUGCCUCUUUUUUUAUUAUUAUUUUGCGACGAUGGCUUCGAUUCAAUUCGAGUCCGAUGCAGCCGUCGCAACGACAGCAGGAGACGCUAUAGUAGCACUUGCUGCUGCCGCCGCCGCCGCUGCUGCUGCUGUAUUGAAAUCGUCAAUAAACUUUUCCAUUUGAUCCUCGA
Messenger RNA from Polychytrium aggregatum, 2358 nucleotides. Its product is annotated as acyltransferase ChoActase/COT/CPT. Gene Ontology annotation, biological process: carnitine metabolic process. Bases 208 to 2154 code for a protein of 648 amino acids. Gene Ontology annotation, cellular component: peroxisome; mitochondrion. NCBI's taxonomy places the organism in Eukaryota, Fungi, Chytridiomycota, Chytridiomycetes, Polychytriales. The transcript has 8 exons. The record is from RefSeq and is a predicted model, not a curated record. Gene Ontology annotation, molecular function: carnitine O-acetyltransferase activity.